GGUUUCACUUCAGUAACUUCGGUGACAAUACACACUACUGAUUCCGUGAUUAAAUAUUUGCAGUGAUUGUUAUUCGUUUGGUUCAUUCUAUUUGCAUCUCGAUCUACUAGCAGUUGAUUAAGGGUUGACUAGUGAAUUGUACCAAAUUAUGGGAAUGCUCUUACGGACUAAGCCUGGAAAAGUGGCCCUUGGUUUUAGGGUAGUUUGUGUUUGUACGAUUAGUUUAAUUUAUUUGUUUAUCGCGUUGCUCUCUCCUGGUGGCAAAGUAUUGGUAGAGCCCGUGGAGGAAAGUUCUAAUUUAGAUGGCGAAUAUGGAUUUCACGCUCGUCACCUGCUUGCUGUAGAACCGAACGCCAACGAACCCAACUUGGCGGUCCUUAAUGAAACCAUCACUACCACAGCUUCACUACCAAAAUCUGAAAAUGCAACAACUCGAAUUCCUCCGAACGCUUUUAAAAACUGUACGGAACCGGGUAUUGAAGAAUUUCCUCCCGAUGGUUUCACGCGAGAGCAACGACAACAGGGAUGGGUGAUAAUACAUGUGAUAAUAGCUUGCUACUUAUUUAUAUUUUUGGCGGUAGUUUGUGAUGAUUAUUUUGUGCCAUGUAUCAAGAAGCUUUGCGAUGUCUUACAUUUGAAAGAAGACAUAGCAGGAGCUACAUUUAUGGCAAUAGCCAGCUCAAGUGCCGAGAUAUUCAUCAACACUAUUGGAACUUUUAUCACGCAAGGGGAUAUUGGAGUAGGAACAAUAGUUGGAUCUGCCGUUUUCAAUAUACUUGCUGUACCUGCUUGCUGUGGAUUCUUCUCGAAUAUGGUUUUAGAUUUAGAAUGGUACCCACUAACUCGAGAUAGUCUUGUCUACGGAUGCUCAGUUAUUUUACUUAUUGCUUUUUUACAAGAUGGAAAGAUAUAUUAUUAUGAAGCUUUAAUUCUGGUCUUGCUAUAUACUUUAUAUAUUUUACUUAUGGUAUUUAAUGACAGCAUUAGAUCAGUAAUGCAUAAACUUGUCAACAGCUGUAAAAAGAAAGGUUAUUACAAAGAAAUUGUGAGUGAAACUCAUCCCUUGCUAUUGCAACCAAAUGGAAAACCAUGCUACAAUACUGCAGUCCAUGACAUUAUGGAUUCUGAUGUUACUCUGAAGGAUCUUGAAGAAUUAGAAGAUUCAACUAACAUAUGGGAAUGGCCAAGUGAAGAUACAAAUAAAGGCAAACUCUGGUGGACAUUCACAUGGCCAAUAUCAUUUAUUUUGUACUUGACCACACCUACAACAAGAAAUUAUCCUAAAAUGUAUGCUGUAACGUUUUUGAUGUGCGUAUUUUGGAUUGGAAGUAUUUCGUAUUUGGUUGCUUGGCUUAUUACAAUAAUAGGUGAUACCUUGGAAAUACCAGAUUCUGUUAUGGGACUGACAUUUUUGGCAGCCGGAACCAGUGUACCAGAAGCUGUCUCUAGCGUAUUAGUUACAAACCAAGGCCAUGGCUCGAUGGGAAUCAGUAGCUCAAUUGGUUCGAACACUUUCGAUAUCUUACUUUGCCUAGGCUUACCUUGGCUCAUAAAAUCUGCGUUCUACCCGAAAAUUCCAGGACAAUAUUGGAUAACAAUCAAUUCGCAAGGAAUAAACUACAGUGCGGCUUGUUUAUUGACCACGCUAGUUUUGCUGUAUGCCAGCUUUUGCUUCAAUAAAUUUAGAUUAGAUUGGAAAAUCGGCCUAACCUGUUUCAUGAUGUACAUCGGCUUUUUGGUAUUCGCAACGCUAGUGGAGCUCAACGUGUUCUUCCCAGUAAAUCUUCCAACUUGCCGUAGAUAACAAAUAAUUGCAUGAGCUCUAUGGUAAUUUUAUCGUAAAUACUUAACAAUUAGGUUGGCAAACGAUGUUAUGUAUAGGUUGAAAAAAGCGACGAUGUUACUUUUAUAAAUAAAUAAACCUUAAGUAUAGGUAUUCGUAAAAAUCCAAACUCUAGCUAUGUAUAAUUUGUUCGCCAUUGUUCGACUAUGAUUUUUUAAGUACCUAUCUACGUAUUAACUUAGAUGAAACUGCCAAGUAAUAAUUGUAUUUGAAUUCUACUGUGAUAUCGAAUGCUUUUAUUAUAUCAGACAUAAAGUACGUGGUUAACCAUUUGAAACAAAUCAAUAAGUUCACCCCUAAUAGAUGAAUAAUUAUAAUAACAACCAAUCAAACAGAGAAGUUGCAAAAUGGCGCAAAUCUCAGGCACACUUCAUUUAAAAGUUAUAAGUACCCAAAUAUUUCAAAUUAUGGGUCUCUCUCAGCUAAGAGUGCAUCCUGUAUUUCAAAUAAUAUUCUAGUAUGUAACAUCCGGUAUAGUAUAAAACGUUACAUUUGUGUAUUAGAUAUAGGUACCUACAUGUAUUUCCUAGGACUGAUUAUUAUUUUUAUUUUAAUAAAGAAGAAAAAAUAUUGUGUGAUUUAA
Ceutorhynchus assimilis (cabbage seed weevil) is the source of this 2426-nucleotide messenger RNA. The record is from the annotation of a GenBank genome assembly. NCBI's taxonomy places the organism in Eukaryota, Metazoa, Arthropoda, Insecta, Coleoptera, Curculionidae.